UUCUGCGAAAGACGCUCCCUAUCGUUUUGGAUGCUUGAAGUUCAAUCGUCAUUCCAAGAGGUCAGAAGGUCUGGGAACAAAUUGGCCUAGCCACACUUCGUAGUUUGGUUUGUUAUGGGUGGAAGAAUGAGUCGAAGAAGGAGUGAAAAUACCGAAAACGAAGAUGAUGAAGAAUCGUUAGAAUGGAGCCAAGCAAGUGCUGCAGAUGUAGAUAAUCCUCUUGAGGAAGAUGAAAGUGAAGAGUCCGAGGAAACUGUUCUAAACAGAGACAUCGGCGCAGAUAGUCUUGCAGCAAGCAUCUUGGCAUUUAUCCUAAGAAACAGUCGCCAUUCAAGACUGUUAAAUGCUGGAGGCCCCUUUAGCUCCAUCAACAUCGACAUUGACAGUGGGGAUGAUUCAGAUGAUUCGCAUUACAUCAGCAUGGGGCAUUUUCAUCGGCCAGCCUCUCCACAAGCUGAACCCUGCCCUGAUACAUCAAGAAUGGAGGAUUCACAAAUAUAUCUUGAAACUGCUGUUGCAAGUGGACGACUACUAAAUACUGAUGCAAAUAUUGCAAAAUGUAUCCUCCAAAGAGAGUCUAAUAUUUUCAAAGGAAGAAAGCGAUCCAGAACGAAGUUCUGUCCAAGUGAUCAAGUUAGACUCCACGACAUCUUCCUACCAAACAGUAUGCAAACGAUGAAAAAGUUCCGCCAAAAACUGUUCUGUGGGGAAUACUCUACCGAUGGAACUGUUUUUAUGUCAGCGUGUCAAGACCAGCAUAUUCGACUAUACGAUACCACAAAUGGCAACUUCAAAUUAUUUCGUGACAUCUCGGCAAGAGAUAUUAGUUGGAGCAUUGUGGACACGGCAUACAGCCCGGAUCAAAGAUUCCUAAUCUAUGCAAGUUGGUCGGAUUCUAUUUACUUAUGUAACAUUUACGGCGAUUAUGAGACACAUGUACCAUUAAAUCUUCGACCAGAGGAAUCGCGGUUUUGUGCGUUUUCCAUUUGCUUCUCGCAAGACAACACGCAGAUUCUCGCGGGGGGUAGCGACCAAUGUUUGUACGUUUACGAUCGAGGGGGAGACAAAAGAACAUUAAGGGUCAGUGGCCACGAAGAUGACGUAAACGCGGUCUCGUUUGCAAACGAAACGUCAGACAUCCUCUUCUCAGGAAGUGACGACGGUCUUUGUAUGGUUUGGGACAGAAGAGAGCUGAAGGAGAGAGACCCAAAACCAGUUGGUAUUUUCGCGGGGCACACCGAUGGUGUCACAUACAUCGAUACAAAGGGCGAUGGACGAUAUCUGUUGUCAAAUUCCAAAGAUCAGACAAUUAAAUUAUGGGACAUGAGAAAGUUCUCCUCGAAAGACUCUGUUCGGGAAUGCAAAAGAAUUGUUUCUGGUGCAAACUGGGAUUACAGAUGGGAAAGUGCACCAAGGCGGUCUCGUCGAUUGACACAUGUCAAUGGUGACCCGUCUGUGAUGACGUAUAGAGGUCAUUCAGUCCUGCAAACAUUGAUCAGGGCCAAGUUUUCUCCACCUCACAAUACAGGACAGAAAUAUAUUUACGCUGGUUGUGCAAGUGGAAAUGUUGUCCUUUAUGACAUUGUAUCUGGAAAAAUCGCAUCGAAGCUAAAGGGUCAUAAACAAUGUGUAAGAGAUAUUUCAUGGCAUCCAUAUGAGCAGACAAUCAUGAGUUCAUCGUGGGAUCAAGUGAUUGGUCGCUGGCAGUAUUCACGAAUGGAAGAGGACCUUGACUGCGACCAGAGAAGCUCCAAGCGAAAGCGAACUACUGGCUUGUCUCAGUUUGUACAGUUGAGAGUGUAAUUUCAUAGCCAUUUUCUACGUGCAAAUGAAAGUAGAUAUGACCCAGCGCCCUUGCCUCGUUUGCAUCAGAGAAAGCAAAUCAGCAUUUCCUUAGCCAAUAACCCUGGUGGUUGAAAGAACAGGAGAGGGGCUAGAAAUGAUCGUUGCGCCUUAGGAGAAGUUGUUUAGAGAUUGAGAUAACAAGAGACAUUUUUAAUCGAUAGAUGGCUUUUGUAAAAACAUUUCAGAAUCGAGUCGCCAGUUUAGUAAUUUAUUAACUUAAUGAUCAACAGGCCAAUUCAGAUUGGUAAAGGACUAGGAUGAAUAAUCACAAUUAAAACGCUGGGAAAAUUGUGGAUAUGCGCGUAAUCGAAAGAAGAAAACUUUAUCGACUGAUUUAUUUUUCUGAUAUUUUAUCAGCAGCGAUAUAUUUGAAUAAAAUAUCCUAAAUUUCUUCAGAGGUGAGACAUGGCAGUGAAGUGUUAUCUUAAUACUUCUUUGCCUUCCUCUGAUGUAUUCCUCGGCACGUGACUAUAGUAUCAUCGUAAUAUAGACAAAUACGAGCUUUCCAAUGUCUUUUGUAUUGUACGUUUUGUUUUUGCUAGCUUAUCGCAUAAAAACCUCGACACUGUUUUGAGCACAGCACAGAUAAUUGUUCACCUGACCAGUCCUUGCCCUUCCAUGCAAAACGUCACUGGAUACGUAUAAAUCAACAAAAUUCUCAGCCACUGCUGAUGCAGCCAGCUUACCGAUCCUUAAGGUCAAUCUUCAUUGGGCGAAAUUUUUUUUGCUUUUGCGCUGACGAAAAGCGAAAACUACAUGGCGCACAACCUCCAGCGCACAAUAACUUUGCAUGCCAAAUAGAAAGCAGAAUUUCAAGAUGUCGGAUGAGAAUACACAUAUAGUCUGAUUUUGCUUUAUUUGUUGAAGCGUAAGAAACAAAACAGAAAUCUGGUUGUAGAUCUACAAUUAUAUGACUACCAACUAUUUUUUACCUAUUUUCGUAUGCAAUUGUUGUCUUUGGUGGUUCCAUACUUAGUGAAGGAAUCGAAGUUUCGCCAACCAGUAGGUUCUAAAGAGAGAUUAUGUGCGACUCUUACCUCGUUGCUGGUGAAUCUCAUGUAUUAGUUGGCAUGAGCUAUAGGAUUAGCCCCAGAACUGUUGAUAGGAUUAUAAAAGAAACAUGUAACGUACUAGUAACAAGAAAUGUUAUUAUGUUCUCAUCCAACGCGAAGCUGCUUUGGGGCUCAGACAUUUUGCUCUAUGCACACAGGACGUGAAAUUCGCCGGCGACAGAGAAAAAGGUUUAAAUAGUUGGGACUUUCAAUGCGAACGUCGCACGCAGCACAGGAAGCGAGAAAAAUUCGAAUACGCAUGCGCAUAACCUUUCAAAAAAUUUCGCCCAAUGGAGACUGGCCUUUAGGUUGACCGUACUGUGCCCCAUUCUCCCCAUCCCACUCACCCCCCCCCCCCCCCACCGACGUUUCCAGUUUCCAAAAACUGUAACCAUAAUAAAUGAAUAAUUUUUCGAUUUGUGUAUUGUAAAAAAUAUCCUGAUGAUCUAUAAAUGGUGUGGCCCCAGAGUCUGCGCUCACUACGUAUAUAACCUCAGCAUUAUACUCUGAGAGAACAUGCUCUUGAUGUCACAUUUACUAAGCGUUAGAAAUGUCGUUGAAAACUGACAACAUGAAGCAUCAUUUGCAUAAAAGUUUUUAGUUUAUAUUCAGCAGCAGAUUGUAUUCUGGGUUUGUCUUCAACUGGCCGGGGGACAGUGCCCAACAGUCUAAGGAUAAAAAGCUUUUAGGGAUCAAAUUAUGAUCAGUAACUGAGUUUUUCGAAUGUCAGUAUAUUUUUAGCGGGGUGUUCCCGCGGAUUCGACCUUCCGUCCCAUUCAAGCCAUUGUUUUUACACUGUACUAAUAUUGUUGACACCAAACACCAGCGAAUAUUCGCUGUUAACCGUUCAGUUGAAGUUGAAUAAUAUAAAAUUGAAAGCAUGAAAACUAGCAUCAAAAGACAUGAUUCAGUAAGAAGAUUACCUAUAAGUGUUAGUUAAGAGUGAUUUGUAUAUAGAUAUAAAAAUUGGUUUAUACCAUAGAUGUUUCUUUGACUGUAGAAUUUGUUAUAUUUCGAGACCCAGCCAGGGUACAUUGCCUUAAUGCGGAGUAUAAAACACACGUUUCUAACUGUAAUUAAAGUUACGGUUCAAAACAAAAUUAUAGAUGUUGUUAUUAGUUUACGCAUAUUGUAAUUCAGAUCUUAAUUUUUUGCUGGGGCUGACCAUCGCUUAGACAUUGUCGUCUAAAGUUUAUAUUUCGACACGAUUAAAUGACGUACAAGGAUUUUUGUUUUAUAAACGUCCUUCUUUGAUCCGAUCAGCUGUUCGUUUCUAAGCCCUACAGUCCUUUUAGUUUUCAACCUGGAUGUUAAGUAAAAAGACGAUAUCUUGUAAAGGUGUGAUUGUGGUGUUGAAAAUUUUGUAAAAAAUUAUUUGAAAACUAUAUAUUUACGUUA
Rhopilema esculentum is the source of this 4295-nucleotide messenger RNA. RefSeq names its product DDB1- and CUL4-associated factor 11. Gene Ontology annotation, cellular component: Cul4-RING E3 ubiquitin ligase complex. The record is from RefSeq and is a predicted model, not a curated record. NCBI's taxonomy places the organism in Eukaryota, Metazoa, Cnidaria, Scyphozoa, Rhizostomeae, Rhizostomatidae. Gene Ontology annotation, molecular function: protein binding. Gene Ontology annotation, biological process: proteasome-mediated ubiquitin-dependent protein catabolic process.